Mugil cephalus (flathead mullet) is the source of this 3502-nucleotide messenger RNA. It is a transcript of the gene aqp7, whose product is annotated as aquaporin 7. Gene Ontology annotation, biological process: glycerol transmembrane transport; water transport. Gene Ontology annotation, cellular component: plasma membrane; basolateral plasma membrane. The transcript has 6 exons. The record is from RefSeq and is a predicted model, not a curated record. Lineage: Eukaryota; Metazoa; Chordata; Actinopteri; Mugiliformes; Mugilidae. Gene Ontology annotation, molecular function: water channel activity; glycerol channel activity; urea transmembrane transporter activity. The coding region runs from base 296 to 1216 and encodes 306 amino acids.
GUGUGUGGUAGGAGGGGAGAGGGGAGUCGGGUCAAAGCUAUAAAUUGUUUUCAAAUCCCAAUGAGUAUGUGUGCCAGACAGAAAAGGGGACACACACACACACAAUGAGAAAGUGAGUAGCCGGAGAAGAGGAAGAAAUACUCAGUACUGCACGUGUUUUGGACUACCAUGUGAUAUGGGAGACACUUAACAAAGUUUUUAAGGAAACGGAUCUUUAAUUUCGGCUUGCUGAAAAAAAAAACUUUCAAAAGAAAGAGUGCAAAGAAGAGAAGAAGAAGAAGAAGAAGAAGAAGAGAUGAAGGACUCAGUAGAACUUGAGGUCUCUCAGCGGAGGGGAGGCGGUGUAACUCGACACAAAGCUUGGCUAAAGAAUGAACUUGUUCGCGUGGGACUCGCUGAAUCCUUUUGCACAUAUGUCAUGAUGGUUUUUGGCCUGGGGUCCGUGGCCCAGGUAGUGACCGGACAGGGAGCAUUCGGACAGUACAUCAGCAUCAACCUGGGCUUUGGACUGGGAGUUGCCAUGGGGGUUCAUGUCGGAGGGAAAGUCUCGGGGGCUCAUAUGAACGGAGCAGUGUCAUUCACGAUGUGCGUGUUUGGACGCCUUGCGUGGAAGAUGCUGCCCCUGUAUGUUUUCGCGCAGCUGUUGGGCUCAUUUCUGGCAGCAGGGACAAUUUAUGGCGUCUACUACGAGGCCAUUUAUGACUACUGUGGGGGGAACUUGACAGUAACUGGCGCAAGGGCCACAGCUGGCAUCUUUGCCACCUACCCUGCACCGUACCUCUCCUUGAUGGCUGGAUUCGUUGACCAGGUGUUUGGCACAGGGAUGCUGCUGCUGUGCCUGAUGGCGCUGUCUGACCAGAAGAACAAACCGGCCGCGGCGGGCAGCGAGCCUGUCGCCGUAGGCCUCCUGGUGCUACUCAUUGGCAUUUCUCUGGGCAGCAACAGCGGCUACGCUAUCAACCCAACCAGAGACAUUGCACCCAGGGUGUUCACCGCCAUAGCAGGCUGGGGAGCUGAUGUUUUCAGGUGUGGAAACGGGUGGUGGUGGGUGCCUCUCGUCGCCCCUCCUAUUGGAGGAGUGCUAGGAGCAGGGUUAUACAAGGUCUUCGUGGAGCUCCACCACCCACCCCUCUCGGAACAAGGUGGGGAGCCGGUGGAGGAGGAGUCCUUGCCUCUGGAGAAAGAGCAAAACAUCUCUUCCAAUGUAUGUGUGUGACAGCCCCCGACUCUGCAAACAGCCCAGCGCACGUAGAGCUGUGUGGACAUUUGUUGGAACAUUCCACGGUGACGAAAAAGACCGAAACUCAUUGAUCGGACAGGGACAGAUGCACCUUUACAACAGGGGAGACGGACUCACACAGGGGUUUUACAUCUAAAAUGGUCAGGCUACGCCAUUCACUUCACAUUAAUUUCAUUCAGACUGAGUGACGGAUUUGAAGCGCGACGAGAUCUGAAACUAAACUGGAGCCAUUUCAUGAAUGAAAGAUGAACAAAAAACACUCUUGCCGGCUUAAACGUUGUGUUUAUAGUGCAGAGGCGAUAGCAGAUGAUGCAACGUUAACAUUCGUCGUGACAAUCAACAGGAGACAACUUAAGGCAGUGGUUCCCAGUGCUUUUCUUUAAGGCCCCCCUAUUGUAAAUAAGAAUAUUUUGGGGGUUUUGGGGAUCAUUCCCCUUAUCCCUUUUUUAACAUAUCUGACUAAACAGUCUUUGCUGUUUGGCAUCUUUCUCGUACCUUGUCAUUAAGCUGUUCCUCUUGUCCUCUGACAGAUUGCAUUGUUUGAUAGAGGAGUUGCUUUAAGUCUGUUAAAUCAACGAUGACUGAGACCAAAUCAACAGCAGAGGGAUGUACUCAAUCCUCCACCGUAGUGUGUGGGUUUUACACCGAGCAACCCCACAUUCCACGUUAUAUGCGGCAAGUUGAGCAUUUGAAGACACAGAUGCUGCUUUUACAAAGAACUUUUUUUGUGCACAACAGUCUGUUGGCUUGUCCUUAUGGUCUGGAUGUGCUGUCUCUUUGUGGCUUUUUUAACUUGUCCAGCUUUACUGUCAACAGCUAAUAUUUGUAGACACGUAACACACUGUUGUCUCUCCUUGUUAACCUCUGUUGUACUGGUGAAACCGAGGGCGAUAUAUGCCUAGUCAUAUUUUCUUGCCUUCAGAAGUUGUGUAUUAAGUUGAUGGAAGACUCAUCCUCUGCUAUAUGUUUAGCUGAGAACCCUCUCACAAACCUCUCCGUAUAUAUAUAUGUAGAUAUGCUCGCAGUGCUCGAGUAAACCUCAUUUAACGGCCUCUCCGCAACCCGUACUCCCCCACCAUCCUCCCCUCCACACAAAAGCUCCCACUUUGGGAAUCACUGGCUUAAGGUGAUAUUAAAAACUUCAGGUUGUCUAAAUAUUGUACAUUUAAAAGAAGCAUUUGUCUUUUCAAAACAGUGAAGCGUUGGCUCCUCACAGCUUCAAAGAGCAGCAGCACAAUCAAAGACAAUUGUCGUUUCACCAAUCAGGUGGACAACAACCUAAGGGCAAAACAUUAAUUUGUGUCUUCUCCAGCUCCAGAAAGCUUGGACCAAAAACUUAAUCCUUCAGGUUUCAUCGGGUGGGACACCACUUGCGACACCUAGAGCAGUGGAUAGAUAAAGACGAAUAAAGAUGCUAUGCUAGGUCUUCCUCACACCAAGUCUUCAAUACCGGGCAUUAUAUCGUAAUAUAUAAGAGAAGUGGUCCUACACUCUAACAAAUGUUUCCAUACUUGUGAAAUUUACAUUAGUUACGUGUGAAACACUGCACUGACACAACGUUUGUGUUUGCAUACGCACUUAAGCUAGGUAAUGCUUGAUAAUGUUUGUUACAGAAGCUCAGCGACCUCUGAUGAGCACAUACAGCAGUUCUUCUAAUACUUUCAAUGAAACGUGCAAGUUCUUUUAAGCCCAUUUAGUUUCACACUACUUACAACUCCAGUCAUUUAGGCUAAAACCUUCACAGUAUUACUUCCUGUCUGCUUAUUGUGCUAAAGUUUAGCUGUUGCUCAGACAUAUACCCACUUGCAAACUUCCCUUUUAAUUGUAUAUAGUUCAUAUAAUCCCAUGUUAAAUAAUGCAUUCAAAAAAAAAAAAAAUUACAAGCACAUGAAAAAUAAUUGCAGUCACAAACAGAUGUCUUCUUUUUUGAAAUGCCAUUAUAUUAUUAUAUAUUAUAUUAUUUGUGUUUUACGACAGCAGCACAAUUACAUUAUAGGACUUGGCUGUUUUAAAUUAUUUUAACCAGGAGGUGUCACUAGUGAAGAGUGCAUCAAAUGACUGAAGGUACUUGAUCUGUAGCUGUUCAUUAAAUUAAUGCUUACUCUAUAUAGCCCAAAAAAAAAAAAAAAUAAAUAAAAUUGCUGUAUUAUCAGUAUUGGCAAACCGAUCAAAUAAUAUUUAACCUGAGUGGGUGGUGGUGGUGGCGGUUCCAUUAUGAUCUCAAAAUGUAAUCAAUGCUGGAAAUAUAGCGUACAUUUCACA